Funneliformis caledonium is the source of this 315-nucleotide messenger RNA. The record is from the annotation of a GenBank genome assembly. Lineage: Eukaryota; Fungi; Glomeromycota; Glomeromycetes; Glomerales; Glomeraceae.
AUGAAUAUUCCAAGCGUUCCUCACUGUCUAUUUAUUCCAAUUACCAUUGGGUUUUUACAAACCAAUUUAUAUUACGAGACUUCUAAUACACCUGAUGAAUUUCUUCCGUACCAACCACAAGAUACUAUCGUUAACACACCGUCUUCAGAAAUUAAAUGGAAUGAUAAUAAACGUAAAGAAAUACUAAAGGCACUGGCAAAAAAGCAGGAAGGUAUUGGUGACGUUACCAUUAAAAAAAAGCUUUGGAAGCAUGCAUCAAUUUUGGUAUCUGAUGAGAAAAAUAUUUAUAGUCCUAAGCAAUGCGCAACUAAGUAG